Pipistrellus nathusii (Nathusius's pipistrelle) is the source of this 867-nucleotide messenger RNA. NCBI's taxonomy places the organism in Eukaryota, Metazoa, Chordata, Mammalia, Chiroptera, Vespertilionidae. The record is from the annotation of a GenBank genome assembly.
AUGGCAGCCACUCUGCAGCGCAUCGAGCGGCUGUCCAGCCGGGUGGUGCGCGUCCUGGGCUGUAACCCGGGCCCCAUGACCCUGCAGGGCACCAACACCUACCUGGUAGGGACCGGCCCCAGGCGAAUCCUCAUUGACACUGGAGAACCAGCAAUUCCAGAAUAUAUCAUCUGUUUAAAGCAGGCUCUGAACGAAUUUAACACAGGAAUCCAGGAAAUCAUCGUGACUCACUGGCAUCGUGAUCAUACUGGAGGCAUAGGAGAUAUUUGUAAAAGCAUUGAUAAUGACACUCCGUAUUGCAUUAAAAAACUCCCACGGAAUCCUCAUACAGAAGAAACUAUAGGAGAUGGAGAGCAAAAAUAUGUUUAUCUAAAAGAUGGAGAUUUGAUUAAGACUGAGGGUGCCACUCUAAGAAUUAUAUACACACCUGGCCACACUGAUGAUCAUAUGGCUCUACUUUUAGAGGAGGAAAAUGCUCUCUUUUCUGGAGAUUGCAUCCUAGGGGAAGGAACAACGAUAUUUGAAGACCUCUAUGAUUAUAUGAACUCCCUAAAACAGUUAUUGAAAAUCAAAGCUGAUAUUAUAUAUCCAGGACAUGGCCCCGUAAUCCAUAAUGCUGAAGCUAAAAUCCAAGAAUACAUUUCUCACAGAAAUAUUCGAGAACAGCAGAUUCUUCAAAUAUUUCAUGAAAAUUUUGACAAAUCAUUUACAGUAAAGGAGCUUGUAAAAAUUAUUUACAAGAAUACUCCUGAGAAUUUACAUGUCGUGGCUGAACGUAAUCUCUUGCUUCAUUUGAAAAAAUUAGAAAAAGAUGGAAUGAUAUUUAGCAACACGGAUCCUGAAAAGAAAUGGAAAGCUCAUCUUUAG